Molecule: messenger RNA, 982 nt
Organism: Pyrus x bretschneideri (Chinese white pear)
Lineage: Eukaryota; Viridiplantae; Streptophyta; Magnoliopsida; Rosales; Rosaceae
Exons: 2
Coding region: 162-821 (219 amino acids)
Source: RefSeq, a predicted model, not a curated record
UUGGCACAGGCCCUGGCUGUGGCUCACCAAUUUUCCAACCCUACAUAACCUGCGCAUUUAUCAACAAUCAGCAGCUCCUCCUCCUCACCACCCACACAGGCUCAUACCCUAUCACUUCCAUUUCCUACGCCACCCAAACCCUAAUCCUAAGCCCACCCUCCAUGUCCAACUGCACCUCCAUGCAACCCUCUUCCUCCAACUUCGGCCUUGACUGGGCCUCCCCAUUUCAGCUCGGCCCAUCAACUUUCAUCCUCUUGUCCUGCCAGUCCCCCACCUCUUCCCUCACCCUCAAACCCUCCGGCAUCCCCGUCUGUGAUCCCUCCUACUCUUACCUUUGUGCUUCUAUAUAUACGUGUCCAUCCGUCGUAGGUCUUGGCCUCCCCUUGUUCCCCCCAACAAACACAUGCUGUGUGUAUUCACCAGGGAAUCUUGAUGCUAAGGGUGAGUUGGACCUCCACGGGUUAAAGUGUGCCUCAUUUACAUCCGUGGUGUCUCUCGGAGACUACCCGACGGACCCUGUGUGGUGGGAGUAUGGGGUGGCGUUGAAGUACAGUCACGGUGGUUUGGACAGUGGCAUUGUGGAUACAAAGUGCAAGAGCUGUGAGAUGAGUGAUGGGGUUUGUGGGUAUAGGGUUGAUGAUCAGGAUCAGUUUCUUUGUGUGUGUAAGAAUGGCUACAACACCUCAUCAGAUUGCUAUAAUAAUUACACUCCGGAUUCGGAACUGCUUUGGGGCUCCGGCGCCUGUGAUGAUCAUUUACCAGUUGCUAUUUGGAAAAUGUGGUCUGCGCUUGUGGCUGGCUUGAUGAUCAUAAUGGCUUGAGAGAGAGAUGGUUUUUGCUUGGAAAUGCUUCUUUUGAUUUGAUCUGUGUAAGCUGUAACAGGACUUGGAAAAACUUAAGUUUUCUGACCGAAAACUGAGAUUUGAUUUGUUUGGAAAUUGUCGUUUUUCAAAUCUCAACAAUCCGUUUGAUAACUAUUUUA